Ostrea edulis (European flat oyster) is the source of this 1809-nucleotide messenger RNA. RefSeq names its product histone acetyltransferase KAT5-like. Gene Ontology annotation, biological process: regulation of DNA-templated transcription. The record is from RefSeq and is a predicted model, not a curated record. Bases 120 to 1568 code for a protein of 482 amino acids. NCBI's taxonomy places the organism in Eukaryota, Metazoa, Mollusca, Bivalvia, Ostreida, Ostreidae. The transcript is spliced from 14 exons. Gene Ontology annotation, molecular function: histone acetyltransferase activity.
AAACGGGGCAAACAAACCAGCGAAGGAAGGAAUUACAGAUUGUUUGAGAUCAAGAAGGAUUCAGACGAUUUGUAUUUUAUAAAGUGAAGAUUUAACACUGGAGAGAACCUUAUCAGAAUAUGAAAGAAACGAAUUCCCAGGUGGACUUAGUUGAAGGAUGCAAAUUACCAGUGUUGCUGAGAAAUGGAGAUGGAUGGCAUAUGGCAGAAAUUUUGGGGAAGAAAGAUGUGAAUGGAAAAAAUCUCUACUACAUACAUUAUGAUGAUUUCAACAAGAGAUUAGAUGAAUGGGUAACGGAGGAGAGGAUGGACAUUACCAAACUUGUGCAGCCAUCCAAGGAAGCCAAGACUCCGAAGAAGGAGGGCGUGAAAACAGGAACAGGGUCAAGGCCAAGUAGUCCAGACAGAGAGGUCGUGCAAAAUGGCUCAACAGGGAACAAAAAAUUUAGCAGUGGCAGGAAAAGAAAGGGAGCUGAUGAACCUGAGAAUAUUGAGUCAACAACUCCUUCAAGUAGAAAUACAUGUAGCACACCAACUGCAAAUCAGAUAACUAUGAUCGACCCUUUAGCGACCCCCACCAGCAGUAGAAAUAACACCCCCACAUUGGGCCUCCAACAACAGAACAGUGUAGUGUUGAAUGAGGAUGGCUCGAAGAAACCCAGACAAACAGGAAGUAUGGUAGCUCACCAUGACGAUAUUGUAACCCGCAUGAAAAAUAUAGAAAUGAUUGAAUUAGGAAAAUACAGAAUUCGCCCUUGGUAUUUCUCUCCCUAUCCUCAGGAAUUAACAUCAUUAUCCAUAGUGUAUAUUUGUGAAUUUUGUCUGAAAUACGUGAAAAGUAAAAAGUGCCUGGAAAGACAUAUUCAAAAGUGCUUAGUAAGAUACCCCCCAGGGAAUGAAAUCUACAGAAAAGCGCACAUAUCAUUUUUUGAAAUUGAUGGAAGGAAAAACAAGGCAUAUGCUCAGAACCUUUGUCUCCUGGCCAAGCUAUUUUUAGAUCACAAGACCUUGUAUUACGACACAGAUCCCUUCCUGUUUUAUGUCAUGUGUGAACAAGAUGUUAAGGGUUACCAUAUAGUAGGCUAUUUCUCCAAGGAGAAGGAGUCGACGGAGGACUACAACGUGGCCUGCAUCCUGACACUGCCUCCUUACCAAAAGAAGGGAUUUGGAAAACUCCUGAUAGAAUUCAGUUAUGAGCUAUCUAAAUGUGAGGGGAAGACCGGCUCACCCGAGAAGCCUCUGUCUGACUUGGGUCUGCUGUCCUACAGGAGUUAUUGGUCGCAGACCAUAUUAGAAAUUCUCAUCAGCAUGACGCCAGCGGAGGGAAAUGACCGACCUGUCGUCACCAUCAACGACAUUUCUGAAAUGACGAGCAUCAAAAAAGAAGAUGUGAUUUCCACUCUACAGCAUCUGAAUCUCAUUAACUACUACAAGGGGCAGUACAUCAUAACACUCUCUCAUGAACAGAUCGAUACCCAGAACAAAGCCAUGGAGAAACGCAAGAUACGCAUCGACCCCAAGUGUCUCCACUGGCAGCCCAAAGACUGGAGCAAACGGGGCAAGUGGUGAGAAGUGACUUCUGAUUGGCUGAAUAUGUGAUAAACUAGUUGUGAAAAGGUGUUGAUUGGCCAGUGACUGCACAACCCUGUGUUUGUUGGUUUUGUGCUUGAGAUACAGUGCAUUACAGUUUAUUUGAAAAUUUUUGCAGAUUUUCAAACCUAUGAUUUUAAUAAUAUCUCAGUAGCUGAAAUGCUAUGUAAUUCCAAUAGCUAAGUGAUGUUCACUUGCUAAAUAAACUGACUACUAACUA